Messenger RNA from Mycetomoellerius zeteki, 6581 nucleotides. It is a transcript of the gene salm, whose product is annotated as spalt major. Gene Ontology annotation, biological process: regulation of transcription by RNA polymerase II. Gene Ontology annotation, molecular function: DNA-binding transcription factor activity, RNA polymerase II-specific; RNA polymerase II cis-regulatory region sequence-specific DNA binding. The record is from RefSeq and is a predicted model, not a curated record. Gene Ontology annotation, cellular component: nucleus. NCBI's taxonomy places the organism in Eukaryota, Metazoa, Arthropoda, Insecta, Hymenoptera, Formicidae.
CAUUUGGUGGGGGAUGGGUUAGGGGAUCGGUGCGUUAGCCUCUAUGGAUUACUGGCCGAGUUGACACGCUCACCGGCCGGCGGGCGAGGAGUAACUCUCCUUUGGCGACGAUCCAUGUAUGAAACGUUUCGCGAAGUGCGUCGCUACGGUUCGUGGGGAGAUGCGUCUCCCCUAGAUAGUUAGUGCCGAUGGUGAGAUACGCGAAUAACGAUCGUUGGGUUUUUCUCGGCUCCGGUUGUCGCACAGAAUUAAAAUAGGGAUAGACGAAGAAGGAAAGAGACAAGAGGGAGACAUGCGGUUCGCAUCCUCGACGCUGCAACGACGUCGUCAACCGCCGUUGUCCCGUCGGCGACGUCUAGACUGACCACGCAUCCGUCUGUUUUUCGUCGGGAUUCCGAGAAGGAGGAGGAGGAGGCGGAGGAGGAGGAGGAAGAGAAAGAGGAGGAUCCACAAGAACGAGUGCAACGGCGGUCGUUCCAACCGACCCGAUCCAAACCGUCGCGUCGGCGAACGACGACUGUCUCUUCGACAGAGUGCGAGAGCGACGAGGAGUGCGGCGAACUGAUUUCAACCGAGUCGGAGGGAUGUCACGGAGAAAGCAGGCCCGACCGAGUCGUGCUCAUCUCGAGGAGGAUCUUGUCCAGAGGCCUCUGUUGACCAAUCCCAUUGGAACUGUCGCGGGCAAUAUCCGAGAAGAAAAUGACUUUACAUCAGAUGGUGAAGAGAGUGGUGGUGGUGGAGGAGGUGGCGAGGAAGCCGUGGAUCUCACAGCGACGAGAUCUCAUCAGGGCGACGAUGAUCCUAUGGAAGAGGAUGAGGAAGAAGGUAUUGAUGAACAAGACGAGCAGGAUGAGGAUGAGGAGGGUUCACGCAAACAGAUUCAUCAUCGACAAGACGCGGAGAAUAAUAAUAAUUUUGUGGAGAGCGGCUUACCUACCGCUAUAUUCCCACCAGCUGGAACUAGUCACGUCACCCUCGAAGCCCUUCAGAAUACAAAAGUGGCGGUCGCUCAGUUUGCUGCUACUGCUCUUACUGGGGCAGACAGCGAAGCGGCGCUACAAGACCUGGCAUUUCUGGAAAACACGCUGUGCACCCUUCAGAAUCAACAGGUAUUACAAUUACAGCUGAUUCGACAACUUCAGCAGCAAUUAUUGAUCACUCACGGGCAAUCGGUAAUGCAAUCGUCGACGGAAUCAACCGAUAACAAAGAGGCUUCGUCGUCUCCUAUUAUUCAUCCGAAACCAUUGUCGAGUCUCGCGUCACCUCCUUCUUCUCGUCCGCCAAGUCAUCAUCAGCAAACAUCACCAGCGCCGCUGACACCGAAUCUGCUUCAGGAACGACCCACCUCGACGAGCAGCGCCUCUCCUUUGAAUCUACCCUUAUCUUCGUCCGGCACGACAUCAACUGUCAUUACGACCACCAGCAGUCAGAUGCCAAUGCCACAUCAAAUACCACAUUGCUCGAUAAGCGCUUCCCUCGCUUCAUCGAUCAUAACGAACACCGAUCCGCCUCCGCUUCACGAGCCAAAUACUCUGGACAUUCUUCAAAAACGUACCCAGGAAGUAUUGGAUAAUGCGAGUCAAGGACUAGCUAACAAUUUGGCCGACGAGCUCGCGUUUAGAGGCAAGGGCUCGCGACUAUCUCCUUACGAUUCGAAAUCAAGCGGUGGUCGCGGCGAGCCCUUCUUCAAGCAUCGAUGUCGCUUCUGUGGCAAAGUCUUCGGUAGCGACUCGGCGCUACAAAUCCACAUACGAUCCCACACAGGUGAGCGACCUUUUAAGUGCAACGUAUGUGGCAGUCGGUUUACAACCAAGGGCAACCUGAAGGUCCACUUCCAAAGGCACACGGCCAAAUUUCCACAUGUUAAGAUGAAUCCGAAUCCCGUUCCAGAACAUUUAGAUAAAUAUCACCCACCCCUCUUGCAGCAAAUUGCUUCCGGGAGACCGAUGCCGUCCCCGCCGCCGCCACCACCACCAUCCUCUCAUCACCCCUCGUUUCAUCCGGCAACAACGCACGGUUUCCUCCCACCACAACCACCCAUACCUCUGAGUCUCACCUUAUCCAAUAUGACGCCCCUUUAUCGAUCUCCAGUUAUUAAUCAUCGGGACGAUCAAGAUGUACCGGAGAACCUUAGUAAACCUAUAACCACCGCUCCACAGACAUCACCCACUUCUCCCGCUGCCGUAUUGAAUUCUCGUCAUUCCUUUCAUGACAAUCUUCAUCAACAACAUCAAAAGCAGCAACUUGAACAGAGAGAGGAGAUAAAGCUCGAACAGAGAUCACCCGGACAGGAGCAGUAUCAACGACCGAUGAGUCGGGAAGGCGCUGAGCGUAUAACACCGAAGAGAGAACCUGAGGAAGCGGAAGAAGUUGCAGAGGAAGAGAGCGAAGAUUUUGAGGACACCACGAGACGAUACCUCAAUUCACCUCAAUCCGCGAAUCCACCGUCCCAACCGCAAACGUACGAGGAUUGUAGUAUGGAUAGUAAAAUCAGUGGACGUUUAGAAGGCGACGGAGAGAUGGAAGUGGACGAGGAAAUAGAAGAACAGCCUGAAAACCUCUCAAGCAGAGGUACAAUCAAUCGUUUGCCUCAACAGAUUGUGACAUACCCAGGAGCAUCGCCAGCCAGCAGUAGCGCGAGUAGCGGUAGUCUACAGACAUCUUUCGCUGGAAUCCUAUUUCCAGGUCCCCCGGCUCAUCACCAAAUUCCUCAUCUUCCUGUUUCUACGCAGACAGGACCAAUCAUGGCAUCCGGAAAUGAAAUGAUCGAUCCAGCCAAGGACCCAGCGAUUUAUUCGACUUUACUACCACGGCCGGGCAGCAAUGACAAUUCCUGGGAGAGCUUGAUUGAAAUAACGAAAACUUCAGAGACGUCCAAGCUACAGCAACUAGUCGACAAUAUCGAGCAUAAACUGAGCGAUCCUAAUCAGUGCAUCGUUUGCCACAGAGUGCUCUCAUGCAAGAGCGCGUUACUGAUGCAUUAUCGCACUCACACUGGCGAACGUCCUUUCAAGUGUAAAAUUUGCGGUCGUGCUUUCACGACGAAGGGCAAUCUGAAAACCCACAUGGGAGUGCACAGAGCUAAACCACCACUGAGAGUGUUGCAUCAGUGUCCUGUGUGUCACAAGAAAUUUACGAACUCUCUCGUAUUGCAGCAACACAUACGUCUUCAUACCGGAGAACCCACCGAUCUCAGUCCGGAACAGAUUCAGGCUGCAGAAGUGAAUGAGUUCCCACCCGGUUACCAUCCGUUGGCAUCUUUUCUCCCUCAAGGCUUUCCACCGAUACAUCCGACCAGUACAGGCUUCUCCUUAGGAUUCCCUCCAUCCAGGCAAACGGCUAUCGAACAACAAUUGCAGGAGAGCGACAUCGAAACGAAAGAGGAAUCUCAGCAACGACAGAGAUUUAUGGAGGAGCAUAGCGAAGAAAUGGAAGAUCAAGAAGAUGAAGAGCAAGAUCACAGAGAGGACGAUGAUAGGUGCGAAUUGAAUCGCGAUAGGCGUAGCGUUGAAAUCGAAGAGGAGCAGGAUCACGAAAGUGAAGAUACAACCGAACACAAGGACGUAACACUUCCUAUAUUUUCGACUUCGUUGGCGGCGCUCGAGAACCAAGUAAGGACCAUCACGACGACAGCCGCGACCACGAACGUAGCCAGGUCACCGUCCUUUCAUCGAUACAACGGUAGCGAGAAGAGCACUAGCCCACCAACAUCCGGAGCUCCGCUCGACUUGACGCCCCGUGCUUCGUCCACGCCAGCGUCGGUGGCUUCAGCAUCGCCGACACCACCACCCCAAACUACGCCGCAUCAUCCACCAAAUCCCUUCGGCAUGUUCGCGGGACUACUACAAGCAGUUUCGUCUACUCCUGCUACUAGCACGAUAGGCACAUCGAACAUAAACAGCAUCACUUCGAUGAAUGCCGUGAACCCGGGAAAUGGGCCUGGCACCGGACCACUAGCCUCGCUGACCACUUCAGCCGUACUAGCUGCAUCAUCGACCUACAAUCCGCUCGGCCUAGCUGUUGGAGGCCCAGCAGUACGUGGCAACACCACAUGUAAAUUCUGCUACAAGACGUUCGCGUGCCAAUCUGCAUUGGAGAUUCAUUACCGGAGUCAUACGAAGGAGCGACCUUUCAAAUGCACCAUAUGCGAUCGAGGUUUUUCUACGAAGAACGAUGAUUCCGGUCAGCAAGUAUGCUCCUGCGCGGACCAACCCUUCGCCGCGAAGGGUCCGAUUCUCCCACAACCCAAUUCCCAAUAUCGCUCGUACCCGGCGAAAUCGGCCGCCGGAAAUAGUGAGAAACCGAAACGCAGGCGGCGGCGGCCUGAGGAACGGAAGAACCGGGGGCGGACAGGAACAGGAGGGGGGCGAAGGCUGACGUCUGUUUAUCCUGCCGUCCGCCUGCCCCCGCUGAUGCCACCCGCCCUCGGACUUCUACCCUCGGACCACGUCUUCCUGGGUAAUAUGAAGCAGCAUAUGUUGACUCACAAGAUUCGCGAUAUGCCGCCACAUCUGUUCAGCGAUCCAAAGCAUCAACAGCAGCAGCAGCAGCAGCAGCAGCAGCAACAGCAAGAACAAGAGACUUCCAGAAGUCCAAUGUGCGUCGAUGAUUCGAGCCUACCGCCCCCACCUCCACCACCUCCACCACCCCCGCCAAUGCCACCGACGUCCAUCGAGUCCACAAUACCGGUGAAAAGAUCGCCGGAAGGAGAUCUGCCAGCACCGAAAAGACCAGCUAGCCUGCCGAGCAAGCAUUUGUGCCAGAUUUGCAAUAAGAAUUUCUCCUCGUCUUCGGCGCUCCAGAUCCAUAUGAGAACUCACACUGGUGACAAACCAUUCCGAUGCACCGUCUGCCAGAAGGCGUUCACCACCAAAGGCAACCUCAAGGUACACAUGGGUACUCACAUGUUCACCAACGGAACAUCACGCCGAGGUCGACGGAUGUCAUUGGAUAUACCUCCCCUGCCAAUCACGCCCAAGGACUCGGAGUUUCUGCAAAGACGACCGGAUCUUUUUUACCCGUAUCUUCCCGCGCCAUUCCUUAACGGCGUCCAGCAAAAGCUGAACGAGAUUUCGGUGAUUCAAAGUAGCAACGGAUUACCGCCCCAUUCCUUAAGCGCGGGCAAAUACGCGGCAAGUCUAUUCGGCUCGGUGUAUGGUGCUGGCGGAGGUGGCUUCUCCUUGGAUAAACCGAUGGGGCCAACCAGUAACGGACCUCUAGUGGAUGGCAAGUCCGCGAUACCCUCGGGAUCCAUGCUCUUCCAAACACCAUCGCCCUCGCAUUCGCCUGGCGCGUCGUCCAAUGGUGGUAAUCAGACGUCUGCUAGCGUGUCUUGGACCGGUGAUACUCUUCAGCAUCAUUUCGAUCGGGAAACACCGAGCAGAACCGAGAACGACGCCACACCACCCACAGCACGGUUACCACCGCCACCAGCGAGAGGAGAGGGAUUAGCCGCGUGAAACUUGACGGAUACAUAUCUUUCUACCUAGCUACAUGAAAGGCGCGAUUGUUCGUUCACAGCGGCCGCAUCUCCGCCACGUAAGAGGCUGAUAAUAUAAUUGAUACAAUUCUCUCAGACUGAAUUAGUUUAGAAGAAGAAAUAAAGAAUCGCGACGAGUAAAUGUUGAUAGCGGGCAAUCUCGGCUCCGCCAUCCCUCCGUCCCAAUCGGCGAAGGUUUAUUAUCGACUCAUUCGGUCCCACAAGACCGCGAUCAUCAGGGUGGAACCUACGGUUUUCAAUCGCGCAAUGAUGCAUCGCAUAAAGAUGAUUCCGCAAAUCUCGAUCGGAGCAGUCAUAGUAUAGCACAGCUACCUUUUCAGUGCUGUAUUCGUGCAUUUCAAAGGAAGACAAUCUUCGGAACUGAAAACGAUCGCCUAAUCUCUUCACGUCGGGAGAGCACGAUUGGAACGAUCACCGGGACAAUCGCACGAUCGAACGUAGCUCGUUGGUGAUCGAGUUUACUUUUGGCAUUUCUCCACGUACGAGUGACGACAUAUCCCUACACCCCCCUCUCUCUCCCUCUCCUUUCUUCAUCCCUCUUUGCGCCCGGUAGUAGUUUUCAAUGUCUGCAAGCGAAGACACCAUGUUCCUAUUAUCGCGCUAGUCUUAAUAUGCGUAAAAGGGGUCGGUAGAUUCCAUCGAUCCGUCGACGGCUUCCGAGUAGGCUAGGACACUGAGAGUUUCGACCCCGAUUCGAAAACUCUCGAUACGCGAUGGGGCUCGAUCGCGUCACCGUCGCUGUUCGCAUUCAUCGUUUAUUCAAGUCGAGGUUUUCGCGUCGCUCGCCAUGAUGCGGGUGACUCGUGACGAGACGUUCCGCUUAAAUAUUGAUCCAGCGCGCGUGCUCGAUCGAGCCUCGUAUAACGUGCAUACGUAUCUACGUACGAUUCGCGAAUCCUUCGUACGGGAUUCGUGGGAGUCCUCACGCUAGACGCGACGCCUAGACUGAGCUCAGCUCGCGAGGGAAGGCGAGUAUAAGCAUAUUGGAGCCGCAAGACACGUGGCGUCGCGUCCUUACGGGUGUCCCCGACACAGUUCGACCGUCCAUUCGCGACAGCGGUGGUCACCUCUCCGGGUUAUC